CUCAAUAUGAUCUAGUAUCGUUCCAAUGCCUACUAAAUUUGUUAGUCGCAAAUUGCACAAGGGUUAAGUUGAAGAACUCUCUUAUUAAAAUGACUAAGAUAAAAUGUAGACAUUUUUUGAAAAAUAUACAAAUGAGUAGGGGUGGAAGUUUGAUUUGCGGGUAACCCGCAAACCGCACAUUUUGUGGAUCUCCAUACCCACAAUUUGUGGAUAGUGGGUUGGGUAUGGGUAGCAAAAUAUUGAUUUUUGUGGUUAGUGGUUAACCACUAUCCACAACGGUUUACCCACAAAACCCACAUUAGUUUAUUUCUUCAAAUACUUUGUAACCUAUAUUAACCACAUUAGUUAUAUUAGUUUGUGAAACUUGGAAGACUAAGAAUUAAAGUAGCUACCAAAAUCAAAUACACACUUAUUCUAUAAAACAAAACCAAGUCAAUGCGCAAUAUUCAUGUGAGAUAUUUUUACCAAAUAAGCAUUGUCCGUGUGGUGUAUGUUUUUUUAUGACAAAACCAAGACCAUAGAUAUAGUCAGAUAAAUUAGUUGACUUGUUAAAAGAGGGGAAUAAUCGAUAAAGGUUAGUCUGAUACCCAAAAUCAUCUCCAUUUCUCCACUUAUCAAGCCACUUUUGUGUUUUGCUGUUGUUGCCAUAGGAGGAGCCGUGACAUGUAAUGAUGUUUGUCUGAUAACAGGUCACUCCGCCUCUGCGUUAUCUUUAAAUCUCUUUCCAAAUUCAUCUCUUCUAAAUUUACACUAAUUAACUUAUUGUACUCGAGAUUUAUCAUUUAUUUAACACUUUAUUAACUUUUUUAUUAUGUAUAUUUUUGUUUUUGUGUGAGAAGAAACACAACAUUAAUAUUUAAUUAUCAUAUUAUUAUAUUUAAUGUGAAAUUUUGGUGGGUAUCCACAACUAACCCGCACCAACCCGCAGCGGGUUGUGGUUAACCACUAUCCACAACGGGACGGGUUGUGGAUAACAUAAUUCUACAUUUGUGGACGGGUAACCACACCCACCCUAAUUUCCACCCCUACAAAUGAGAAUGAAGUAUUGUAUUUAUAUGCGAUCGUCAAAUUCAGGAACUCAUUAUAUAUUCAACUAGCGUGGGCCCCGACCAUUUGGCCGGACGAAUGUGAGGUACGAAAUUUGAUAAUGUAAUGGGGUGUACAGCUUAUUGUUGUAUAGUUUUUUUUUGGAAACACGUGAUAAAAAUAGUGAAUUUUAGUAGAAAAAGAGACAUGAAUGAUAUAACGAAUAAAAAGUCAGCCUUAUGAACCAAAAUCAAGUACCUGUUACCUUGUGAAACAAUAUUGUUUCUGGUAAUAUGAUGAGGUGGAGUAAGUUUUAUAGAAAUCGAAUUCCAGAAAGUCGAAUAAAAAUCGCCUAUCCCGCCGGUUUUCGGGAAAUGAGCAUCUCACAAUCGUUGCUAGCUUUUACUCGGCCCGUUGGCCGAUUAAUUUGCUUUAUAAAACUUUCAUCUUCUCAUCAUUGUGCUCUCUGGUUUUUUGCCAAGCCAUGAUAAAAUCUAAAGAAAUCAAGAAUGAACAACACGAUUUGGGAUAGGAACCACCGUUCCUGUAUCCCUAGAAAAUGGUGGUAAACACGGACUCACCUGCCAAACUGGUUUGGAUUGAGAUUUUUAUGGGGUAUCAGGGAACCAUGUGAUUAUAAAUUAGACUUGAUCAAAACGGGCCAAAACUUGAAAUUCAAUCUAUUUGACCGACCCAUGCCAAACUCUAAUUAUUCUUUACUUUUAAACUUUAUAUUUGAAAAUAAAAAAUAAUGAAAGAAAAGAGACGACUGCAAUUCACCAUUUGCACAUCACUGAUUAGGGAACAAAAAUAUAUAAUUUCAAAAGGAAACUGAAAAUAUUUAGGAUCGUUUUAAUGUUAAAAAUAACCAAAUAGAUCUUUCUGUUUAGUUUUUUACUAACAAAUACCAAACGAUUCCCUAUAAUAUACACUAUAAUUUAAUCAUUAUGAUAUCAAAUAAUUACAUAAUAUAUAUUUGAAAUGAUAAAAAUUGGACUAAUUGAGUUGGUCGAGGUUGAACCAUUGAAUAACUUUAAAAUACAUUAUAUUUUAGCCACUAAGAUAUAAAAUAAUAGCAUAAUAUAUAUUAUGCUAGAGAAAAUAGCUUGUUUUAGAAUGGCAAACCCAUGAUGUUUAUUUGUUUUAUUUGAUGGGCAAAUACCGUGUAGGUCAGACUCAUUCAACUCUUUUAUUUUAUGAUUAGCGGUUAGCCCAUUAGAAUCCAUGCAUUAGUUUAUUGUUAUUUUUUUUUUCUUUUUAGCAAUAAAAAUGAGUAUUGUUUUUGCCUUUUCAUAUAUAUAUAUAUAUAUUUUACCACCACAGAGAAAUAAAAGGACUUAAAGAAAAAAAUUGACACUCCUGGACCCGUUUAAAUCCGCAUGUGUAUGGUAAGUUGGCCCGUUCCACAGAGGAAAAAGAAAAAAAUUGACACUCCUUAUUAUACUCUUCCUACAAACGCUCCUGAAGUAGGGAAUUUGAAAUGGGGAAAUGGUUUUUUCCUCUCUGCAAUUAUAUGUUUUUAAUUUAAAAAGAAAUAACAAAUGUACUUAGUGUGAUUGGUUAUGAUCUUUGUUUUUCUUUAAAGUGCUGAUGGUUCGAAUUCUAGUAAGUGUCUUUUUAAUGAAUAAAAAGGUAAUUGUGAAGACCAAAAUGUCCUUCCUACUUUUAUUGUGUAUAUUUAAUAUAAAAAAAUAUUCGAUUUAAUAUCAAACACGGUCCAACCGGUCAAACCACUCAGUAUGGAACGAACCAAGAUCUACAACCCAAAACCAAUCUCCCGGCGAGCCACGCCUGGGAGGACUUCAGCUUCACGAGCGUCACUGUCCACUGUCCAGUAGCCGGCCCCUUCCCUCCCAUCGACGGCGGCGCUACCAAACGGCAACUUCCAACGCCAAGCCAUUAGUAGCCACCCGCAACUAACCAUAUGCUCCCUCGCGUCCGUCCCCUCCUUCGAUUCUCUCUCCCCUUACUUCCUCCGAUGGCGCCCCCCAUUUCUUCUCGCGCCGCCGCCGCCGCCACUCUCCCGAUUGUUUCCCUCGCCGCCGCUCCUCACUCCCCUUCUGCUUCCAAGUCCAUCAUUCUCUUCUUCCCUCCCACGCGGCCGUCCACCGCCUUUGCCCCGCCAUCCUUCUUCACGACCAGAUGCUUCCACGCCGGAGUCGUCAAGAAGAUUGUACCCGGGGUUUGCGCCGCCGCCGCCGGCGGACAGAGAGAAUACCGUAAAGUGAGAAGACGCGCCACCGCCAAGAGCAAGCAGAAGGAGCUGGAGCUGAGCGUUAGCAUUUGCAUUGAGGAGGACCUCCCCGAUAACGAUUCUGAAAUCCUGAGUAUAGCAGAGUUGCUCCGCCUAAACGUGCCCAUGGCAUUGAAGUUGGCACUGGAUGGCCUGAAAGAUUCUUCCUGCAAAACUCGAGAAACUACUAUCUCGGAUGUUGGUGGCUACGAGAGCAUCGAGUUGUCUGUCAUGCUUUGCAAUGACAGCUUCAUCCGUAAGCUCAACAAAGAAUGGAGGGAUGAAGACAGUGCUACUGAUGUUCUCUCCAUGUCACUGCAUGUUCCUCAGCUUAAUCUUCCUAUUCUUAUGCUGGGUGACAUUGUAGUUUCCGUGGAGACAGCUGCACGGCAAGCUGAAGAAAGAGGUCAUACACUUCUUGAUGAAAUCCGUAUCCUCAUGGUCCAUGGGUUGUUGCAUCUGUUAGGAUUUGAUCACGAGAUCAGUGACGAGGCUGAAACUGAAAUGGAGAAAGAGGAGGAAAUUCUUUUGAAGAGUCUUGGGUGGACGGGUAAAGGACUAAUUCAAAGUGCAUAUGAUUCAUGCGAGAAAGCUAAUUCUGAUUCAGCAAUUUUGGAUGACAGGAAGAAAGAAGGUAGUCUUCGCUUCUAUAAACCAAAAUUCAAGUACAUCUUCUGUGACAUGGAUGGGACAUUGCUUAACAGCAAAAGUCAACUUUCAACCACAAAUGCAAAUGCAUUGAAAGAAGCUAUGUCAAGAGGAGUGAAGGUAGUCAUAGCAACUGGAAAGGCUCGCCCUGCUGUGAUAAAUAUCUUGAAGACUGCUGGCUUAGCUGAUAAAGAUGGUAUUGUUUUAGAGGCCUCCCCUGGUGUUUUCCUGCAGGGGUUGCUCGUGUACGGUAGGCAGGGACAGGAGAUUUUCAGAAGGAAUUUAGAUCCAGGUGUCUGCAGAGAGGUGUGCAGGUAUUCUUUGGAGCAGAAGGUUCCUCUAAUUGCAUUCAGCAAUGAUCGUUGCUUAACGCUGUUUGAUCACCCCCUUGUUGAAUCGCUGCAUGCAGUUUACCGAGCGCCGCAGGCAGAAGUCAUGCCUUCAGUUGAGGAUCUCAUAGCUGCAGCUGACAUACAAAAAAUGUUGUUCAUAGACACUGCUGAUAGAGUAGCAACUGAACUGAGGCCGUAUUGGUCAGAAGCAGCAGGAGAGCUUGCCAAUGUAGUUCAAGCUGUCCCACAUAUGCUUGAGAUUGUGCCUGUGGGAACAUCGAAAGGUAGCGGGAUCCAAAUUCUACUUGAUCAUCUGGGUGUGAAAGCUGAGGAGAUAAUGGCCAUUGGCGACGGGGAGAACGAUAUCGAGAUGCUGCAAUUGGCUGCCCUUGGCAUUGCUCUCAGCAAUGGUGUCGAGAAGACGAAAGCUGUGGCCGACGUAAUUGGUGCUAGUAACGACGAAGAUGGGGUAGCUGAUGCCAUCUAUCGGUAUGCAUUUUGAACCAUACCAGCAUAGCCAUUGAUCGUUCGAAAGCUCACAGCAAGCAUCUGCACAACAAAGAGGAGGUAAUUUUUUCGAUUGGAUUGGAUGGUUUUAGUUGUUUCUCUUUAAUCUAGCUGAACAUUUGUUCGCUUUUCGAUACACAGGAACUGUAUUACUACUACUACUACUACUACAGCCACGGGAAGUGGGGAAAGAUGCAAAUUAGCAGGACGUUCAUGGGACAAUAAUCUGUAACGCUGAAUUUAAGGCUACAGAUUAUAGUCCCGUUAGAUGAUGGAGAGCGCCUGUAUUAGCUGAAUAUGUUGCGAUUUUUUUUUGUUCUUUUUUUUUCCUUCCAAUUCUUUUCACAGGGUCUUUGGUUACUUCAGUGCAAGGAAUCGGAUGGAUUCAGUGAAGUGUUUUGUGAUCUGUUUAAAAGUAGUUACUUCCCAGAAUAUGUUCUGAUCUUAAUUCCCUUUAACAUAUGAAAAGGUGCAACAAUAAUAAUAACAGUGUGCAAAGGAAAGGAAAGUGGACUGGGAACCAACAUUGCAAGCCAAGUCGCAAGUGGCGUGAUGGUAAAGAGUAAAGAAGAGAAUAAGUGGGAUCCUUGAAUCGGUGGGCGACGCCGCUGUUUUGCAACAGUUGUGGGUUUUUAGGGUUAACGUGGGGAUUUGUUUGCAAAUUGCAACUGAGGAAAUGAAUUCUUUCCACUAUGGAUGACAAUCUGAGCAUUCUCGCGCUGGGAAGAUGGCACCGAAAAAAGCAAUGUGUAAUGUCAAGUAGUUCGAUGUGGAGUGUAGAAAUCCUCAAACAUAGUGUAAAAAUCAGGCAAAAAUGUUAAGACAAGAUUGACGGUAAGCAUUCCAUAAUAAUGAGAUACAUAGGAAGAAAAUAUGAUAUUUGAU
Molecule: messenger RNA, 5631 nt
Organism: Linum trigynum
Lineage: Eukaryota; Viridiplantae; Streptophyta; Magnoliopsida; Malpighiales; Linaceae
Source: the annotation of a GenBank genome assembly